AUGGCGAAGAAGAAACUUUAUGGACUUAAUUUGAUACUGGUUCUUUCUGUUAGUUUUUUCGUGGAAAUUUCUUGCUCGAAAUGUUCAAAAACUUGUACGGAAGGGAAGAUUUGCUGUGUGACAGACUGCCGUGCGGAAAGUAAUUGUUGGUGUUUGACAGACAAAACGUGUCAUAAAGGAGAAAGUUGCCAACAUUCUCGUUGUGUGCCGACUCAGAACUCUAGCGCAACUGUCAAACGUUGUUUUGUCGACGGCGAUUGCCAUGAUAGACGCCAGAACUAUUCUCUGUGUUGCCGAGACAUGAGAUGUUCCACAGCAUGCUUUACAUCAACUUCAACCUUAACUUCACCUUCGGGACCAAAUCGCCGUUUACCUUGCAGAAAUUCAAGGGAAUGCUUGGACGGAGAACACUGCAGUAACGGAAACUGCGAAAGCACCUCAAACGUCAUGUUAACAAAGGCGGGAUUCCUUUCCGCUGCUAUAUUGACCGGAUCAAUUUUCCUUUUAAUACUGUGUUGUUGUUUUGUUCGAGAAAGCAGGUACGCUAGACAAAGAGCCGAUCGACAACGUCGGCGGUCGAGAAGGCGAAGUAAUCGCGGGAGGCGACGGUCCUCUCAUCAUCCGCGCUCUAGAUCUGGAACUACAGAGUUACGUUCCACAGCUAUAGAAAAUAGCGCGUUUAGUUUAGAAGACUGUCACUCUUGCGAAGCAGGGCUGGCUAUACCACCCCCUGAAUAUUCUAGUGAGCGAACUGAGAGCACGGCGAUUCAUGAUUUGGUUGAAGAAUUACCACCGUCACCACCUCCCUACAGCACCCUUUCGUUUGAUCUCCCUCCAACGUACGAAGAGGCACUUCAAACCGACGAGCCAAGAGGCUCCUUGACUGAAGUUGCAUAGGAAGCUUUACAUUGAGGUGACACUCCUGAACAGUUUGUUUGUAGGACAGAUGCAGUCACAUGAAAAGGGGUUUGUGUACAGCUAAGCACAUGAUGGAAAAAUGUGAAUGAGGCAAAACUCACUGCGUUAAUGGGCUACUGUGUCAGGAUUAGCAAUAUAGUAAUCAAGUAUGCCUAGUAACCCAUUUGCGGUCCUUCUCUGAAUGAUGUUUUGUUAAAGAUAAAUGACAAAUUCCGACCAGACUUGGCAAAAUUGUGGACAGAUUUAAAGGUUUAAAGAGGCCACUCAGCAGGCCGUGCACCCCAUUUAAUUUCCAGGGGUCUUCAUUUUUUCUCUUCUGUAACCAACGCUUGAGUCAUUUAAGCAAAUAUUUAGGUGUUUUUUCAGUAUGAAAAAAGGCUGAGCUGAGACAUCACUGAUUGGACCCUUUCUUUGUAAAUUUUCUAGAUCCACUCUUUAAAUGAAGGUUAAUCAGCCCAACAAUUACAGGGUAGAGUGUAGCACCUUAUUUUUCUAUAGUUGUUUUGGAACAGGAUCACCUGAUAAGUUACUUUUUACUAAAAUAGCAAUUAUCUGCAUUAGGAGGCAGACCCAUGCCCUCUUUGCUAACAACUGGGGUGGAAGACACUUAAUCAGCAAUUCAUUGGAAAUAUUAUCCAAAUCUGACUAUUCAUUAGAGUACAUAAUCUUUUCAAAAGAAGGUUAUAUUCCAACAGUCUCCUUGAUACUCUACCACUUCUUUUUGUGGUGUUAAAGUUUCCAUCCUACACUCCAAAUUAUUUACAAAAAUGAUUGGGUGAUUCAGCAGCUCACAAAGUGUAUUCUUGAGUACUUCUGUUUGAAUAGUCAGACAGCAGUGUAUAAAAUGACACCAGAAAAUAAGUUCUAGCAAAGGUCUGUGAAGUAUUUGUGUUUGGAUCGUUGGACAGGGGUGUUUCUAGGAAAUACAGCAAGCAUUCAGCUUUAACCCUUUACGGCCUAACAUCAGUAUGCAGAUUCUCCAUACUGUUCUCCAUACAUUUCCUAAGGUACUGACAAAGAGAAUUUGUUUAACAAUCACAAGCUUGUUAAUUUGGUGAUUAUUUUCUUCUCUCAUGACCCUAAUGAGUGAUUCAGGGGUGAUAUUGUAAGGAAAAAAUAGAUGCUGGUCACUCUUAAGGGUCAAAGGUUUGAAAAAGGUGUGUUCACUCUUCAUCUCCAGCACCAGUUAUCAGCACUUUCCUUCCACAUGCCAUAUCAGGACAAAUGUCAUCAAACAGGUUACAAGAGAUAACAGAUGUGUUGACUGGUAUCUUGAUAUAAAGCCAAAUUCUCCCAAGCAUUUUGCAUGAAAUCGUAUAGUGCCUGGAGGGGACAUACUAAUAAUAGAUAUGGGGUUACUGGUGAAGGGUUAGGGAGUUCUGUUACAUAGCAGAAGUGUACACAGUCACUCGACACCUUGAAACAUUAGGAUCAAUGCUGCACACAGCAGGCAUGUUUAAGUGGUGGUGUUAUGUUUCUCUAAUUAACAAAUGAUGACUUACAGAAACAUUGAAAAUUAUACAAAAUACUUUUUUUACUUAAAUAUAUUUUCUGUUAAAAAAACAAAACAAAAAAAAAACAAAGAACCUCUCACCAUGUGAUCAUUCUGCCACACAUUUGCACUCCACUCAUUGACUGAACACCUGGCACGGGCUACUGGGUCAUUACAUAAUCUCUCUCAGAUAUGAGGAACCAUUGUACCCUAAACUGUUAAUUUUUCAUAAAUUUAAAUAAUAUUAUAAGCAUAAAAUACAUUUAUGGUACAAAAAAUUUAAGGAUGCAAUAAGAAAAGAUAGCAACUUUAAAUUAUACAUUUCUUAAUGAUAAUAAAUUGAUUUACUUUGCUGUCAGCUGCUGCUGAGAACAUGUAAAGUAAGAGUAAGAACCUGGGGAAAGAAAUAAAA
Messenger RNA from Pocillopora verrucosa, 2822 nucleotides. RefSeq lists its product as uncharacterized. Lineage: Eukaryota; Metazoa; Cnidaria; Anthozoa; Scleractinia; Pocilloporidae. The record is from RefSeq and is a predicted model, not a curated record.